Paramecium sonneborni is the source of this 258-nucleotide messenger RNA. The record is from the annotation of a GenBank genome assembly. Lineage: Eukaryota; Ciliophora; Oligohymenophorea; Peniculida; Parameciidae.
AUGGGAUGCAUUUAAAGUCAAAACAAACCGAAAAAAUAUCAAAGGGUAGCUUUUCCUGUUGAAAGACAUUUCCUUUAAUAAUGUUAUCAGACAAACACAUUAUAUGUUAAUGAAGUAGGAUAAGAGUAUUAAGUCAUUCGAGAAGGAAAAAAAUUAAUUAAAGUACCAAUCCUGAAAAAAUUAUAACAAAAUCCUUUGUAUCUUAAAAGGACUAUUUCAUAAUCAGAUCUGAGCAUUUAAUCAAAAAGCACUUUCUGA